CCAAGGAAAGACACCUGGCUACCUCUCUCUCUCUCUCUUCGAAAUUUUGUUUUCGUCUUUUUUCCUUUCUGUGAAUAUCAAACGUGAAGCAAGCCACACAAUAUGGAAUCCAGUGUCAAGCAAGACACGUACACUUGUCAUUCACCAUACAAAAGCACAUUAGAGUGACGUGGAAACUAACACCCCAUCCAUUCUCCUUGCCUUUAUUCCCACACAUAAAGCUCCAUGUAAUCUUCAACAGGAGGAACCAACAACCAGAGGAAGAGGAGGAAGGAAGAAGAAGCAAAGGAAGAAGACAAAGAAGCAGCUGCUACCCGGCUUAAUUACCCGUUUCUCCUUUCAUGGCUGAAGAAGAAACCAACUCAGUGGAUCGACAGACUUCGAGUGAACACCCCAACCAUCCAAUUGGUGUGUCAGUUGCACCAGAGCGCAAGAAGCCCAAGCACCACCAGCCCUGCGAGGAUCAAGUUGUUGAACCACACAACCCCUUUGAUGCCGAGCAAGCCGAAUCACAAAGACAGUCUCCAGUCAACGAUGAAACUGAAUUACAGGCUGGAUCUUCUUGUGCAGUGGGGGAUGUCUCAAAAGAACCCAUCAAAACGGAGGCCUUGGCCUCAUCGGAGGAUAGCGGACGCGAGAGGCUGAAGAGGCACCGAGUUGAGGUGGCGGGCAGCGUGGGGAUUCCGGAUAUGUGGGGACAGGAGGAGCUGAUGAAGGACUGGGUUGACUGCUCCGUCUUCGAUGCUUCAUUAGUGACUAGUAGAAUAAUGUCAGCUCGAGCAGCGCUGGUGGCCGAGGGAAGAAGACCUAGUCCAAGCGGACUGAGGAUAGAGAAUAGAUGUAAGAUUUAUUCCUAGUUUAAGUGUAAGUUUAGCUUCCUUUUUCAUUUUUUUUUUUCCUUUUCAUCACAAUAACCUGCCCAUUUCUGAGCUUUAUCCUUAUCUCCAUGUUUGUUUUGUUGAUACUAAACAAAAAAAAAUACAAAUAAAUAUACGUUAUGUGUAUGAUUUGUUUUCGAGUUA
This is a messenger RNA of Vitis vinifera (wine grape), 1022 nucleotides long. RefSeq names its product protein BIC1. The transcript has a single exon. Gene Ontology annotation, biological process: blue light signaling pathway. NCBI's taxonomy places the organism in Eukaryota, Viridiplantae, Streptophyta, Magnoliopsida, Vitales, Vitaceae. The record is from RefSeq and is a predicted model, not a curated record. Bases 342 to 857 code for a protein of 171 amino acids.